Malassezia restricta is the source of this 1647-nucleotide messenger RNA. Its product is annotated as sphingolipid 8-(E)-desaturase. Gene Ontology annotation, biological process: lipid metabolic process. Gene Ontology annotation, molecular function: oxidoreductase activity, acting on paired donors, with oxidation of a pair of donors resulting in the reduction of molecular oxygen to two molecules of water. Gene Ontology annotation, cellular component: membrane. The transcript has a single exon. The coding region runs from base 1 to 1647 and encodes 548 amino acids. The record is from RefSeq and is a predicted model, not a curated record. Lineage: Eukaryota; Fungi; Basidiomycota; Malasseziomycetes; Malasseziales; Malasseziaceae.
AUGACGACCGAUGAUGCAGCAGCGUCUCCUCCCCAGCCGGAGCUGCCCCGGCAUGUACUUACACGUGCUCAGCUGGCACAGCGCAUUGCACAGGGAGAAGUCCUCGUGGUGCACCGCCGCCUUGUGUACAAACUAGACAACUGGGUCCAUCAUCAUCCCGGUGGAGACACGGCGAUCUUGCACUUUGUUGGCCGUGACGCGAAGGAUGAGAUCGAAGUGUAUCAUUCUGACGAGACGAUUGCCUUUAUGCGCCGUUUUGCGAUUGCCCAGCUCGCGGAGGAAGAUGCGACAGACCUUCGAGUGGGGCGCCUAUUCCGUCCCCUCAUGCCACCCAUCCAGCUAGGAUACCGCGACGGCCAUCUGGACCAUCCGCACGCUCAGCUCGCCGCCUGGAACGCCAUCUCGCAAAAGCAAAGCGGCGAUGCCAAGGUGCGUGCUCAGUGCUUCCCCCUACCAGUGGAAAUGCUGGAACCGCCGCCGUCCAAAACGACGCUCGAGCGUGAAGCUCACAUUUCCCAGGCUUUUGAAGAGCUUCAUGAACGCAUCAAAAACGCAGGCAUGUACACACUGCAUCCAUGGAACUACGGGCGCGAGUGCAUUCGGUACGUGCUGUUUGCGAUAGGCGCCUACGUCUUCUUCCAUCUCGCCCACACAACGAUACCAGCAUCCUAUGGACCUUGGCAGGCUCUGUCGUACAUGGCCUCGGCCAUCUCGCUCGGUGCCCUUUGGCACCAGGUGGCAUUCACUGCUCAUGAUGCUGGACACACGGGCAUCACACACAUCUAUUGGCUUGAUCGAUUGAUCGGCGUCAUCGUGGCGUCCUACAUUGGCGGUCUGUCUCUCUUGUGGUGGUGUGACAAUCAUGACAUUCACCACCUCGUAACGAAUCACCCUGAGCAUGAUCCGGAUAUCCAACACAUGCCCAUUUUCGCUAUAAGCCCGAGUCUCAUCCCCUCCAAAGCUUACCCUGGCAAAAAUGAGCCGGCCGGUUUGUGGUCGUCUUACUACCGCCGCAUCAUGCCAUUAGAUGCGGCAGCUCGAUUCCUGCUGCCGCACCAACACAAGCUCUACUUUGUCAUCAUGUCUGUUGCGCGCUUCAACCUGUAUGCCCUGUCCUACUCUUUCUUGUUGCUGCGCGCACGACGCGACAAGUGGUUCUACAUCGAGUCGCUGGGUCUCGCCUGCUUCUGGUACUGGUUCACGGUGCAUGUGCUCGCCCUUAUCCCAACGUGGUCCCUUCGCAUUGCAUACCUACUCGUGUCUCAUAUCAUCACGAGCCCCUUGCACGUGCAAAUUGUACUCUCCCACUUUGCGCAGGACACGAGCGAUUUGGGUCCCCAGGAGUGCUUUGCAUCGCGCCAGAUUCGCACGACCAUGGACGUGGCUUGCCCCAAGUACCUCGACUUUUUCCACGGCGGUCUGCACAUGCAGGUGGCGCACCAUCUUUUCCCGCGCUUACCGCGCCACAACUUGCGCGAGACGCGCGAUCGCUUCGUCGAGCCGUUUUGUAAGGAGCAUGGCUUAGUCUACGACGAAAUGAACUUUAUAUCCGGCAACGGUAAAGUCGUGUCGCGCCUCGAAGAGAUCGCGACACAAGUGCGCGUCUUGUGCUGCGUCGCGCAGGCCCAGGCCGAGGGAAAGCUAUAG